Molecule: messenger RNA, 207 nt
Organism: Babesia sp. Xinjiang
Lineage: Eukaryota; Apicomplexa; Aconoidasida; Piroplasmida; Babesiidae
Exons: 2
Coding region: 1-207 (68 amino acids)
Source: RefSeq, a predicted model, not a curated record
AUGGACACCACUGCCAUUUCCACCGCGUGUUUACUCGAGGUCUUGUGGGAUGCCGAUUUCGAUGUUUUGGAUUUGCCACUUAGCUUGGAGAUGGUUGAGGCCGCAUCUGAUAUCACUGAGGAAAUGGUGGAAAUUGUUUCGGUGGUGUUUGUCACCGAUUGGUCAUUGCAGAGAGGGACUAAUGCCAUUGAAAAAAGACGUAGGUAA